Uranotaenia lowii is the source of this 570-nucleotide messenger RNA. RefSeq lists its product as uncharacterized. Bases 2 to 343 code for a protein of 113 amino acids. The transcript has 3 exons. The record is from RefSeq and is a predicted model, not a curated record. NCBI's taxonomy places the organism in Eukaryota, Metazoa, Arthropoda, Insecta, Diptera, Culicidae.
AAUGACUGAAAAAACAGGAGCCAUGUUUUCAUUCGCUGAAGUGUUUGUUUUGUUUGUGAUUCUACGUUGGACUAAAUUUCUUAAAAAUCACUUGAAUUGCUUGACAUACAAACUACGAGAGUUAGGUUAUCUGGGGUCGGAAGCAGCAGCAGUUCCACCGCAGACAAAAAUUCGUCGGUUUGCUACUCAACGAAAUUAUAACAGUUGCCGUUACGUCUUUAGAAUGUUCCGGAACUCCCUACGUUUGCUGCAUCAGGAGGUUCCGAAUAUACACCAAGAAAAACUGGCACCAAAAUCACAGCACAGCCGGAAGCUGAACCACAGGCCACCGGCUGAACAUUAAAGGAAAGGCAGCAGCGCAUUAUCCGUAGCAGUAGCCGACACAAUCAUUCCCUCCGCCGACAAAACUUUCUUCCGCUAAUGCAACAUAGUAGUGCUACAAUUACAAUUACAAUUAUGUUUAUUAAUGAUGUUUAUAAUACAUAAUGCAUAAUAUGAAACUUAUUGAAUUUCUAUAUAUUGAAUGAAAUUUAAGUCGAUUCAUAUUUAAAAACGGAUAUUUUCUUUUAA